GAACAACGGUGUAAACUGAGGAGAAAAACAUCUACAUAUCUUCUUAUUUUUCGUCUUCUAGCGAAUCCAAACCGAGAUAAACCCGCAGUUCGUGGGUUUAGGACGUGUUUAAACCCGCAGUUCGUGGGUUUAGGACGUGUUUAAACCCGCAGUUCGUGGGUUUAGGACGUGUUUAAACCCGCAGUUCGUGGGUUUAGGACGUGUUUAAACCCGCAGUUCGUGGGUUUAGGACGUGUUUAAACCCGCAGUUCGUGGGUUUAGGACGUGUUUUCUCGCGGCUGACGGGACCGUUGACGCGGCAUGGACGACAGCAAGAUGCCGGAGGGGAAGGUGAAGAAUCCCGGGAAACGCAGCAGGAAACCGGCCAAGAUCGACCUGCGGGAGGAGCUGGACAUGAGUCAUAAAGGAAGACCCAAAAGACACUGCUGUGAUGAUUGCGAGCAAGUCUUCACCACUUCAUCAAAGCUGAAGAAGCAUAAGAAAACUCACACUGGGGAUAAACCGUACAGCUGUGAUCAGUGUGGAGCGUAUUUUGCCCGACAAGGUAACUUAAAGCAACACCAUCGUAUUCACACUGGAGAUAAGCCUUACAGAUGUGAUCAGUGUGGAGCGGCUUUUGUCCGACAAGGUCAUUUGACGACUCACCAGCGUAUUCACACUGGAGAGAAGCCUUACAGCUGUGAUCAGUGUGGAGCGGCUUUUGCCCAUCAAGGUGCUUUAAGGCGUCACCAACGUAUUCACACUGGAGAAAAGCCUUACAGAUGUGAUCAGUGUGGAGCGGCUUUUGCCCAUCAAGGUGCUUUAAAGAGUCACCAACGUAUUCACACUGGAGAAAAGCCUUACAGAUGUGAUCAGUGUGGAGCGGCUUUUGCCCGGCAAACUCACCUAACGAAUCACCAACGUACUCACACUGGAGAAAAGCCUUACAGAUGUGAUCAGUGUGGAGUGGCUUUUGUCCAGCACGGUGCUUUAAGGAGUCACCAACGUAUUCACACCGGAGAAAAGCCUUACAGAUGUGAUCAGUGUGGAGCGGCUUUUGCCGAGCAAAGUGCUUUAAGGAGUCACCGACGUAUUCACACUGGAUAAAAAGUGUACAUUUAUGAUCAGGUCAUUGUCAGGGUUUGAAAUUUCCCGUUUUAAUUUAAAGCCUAUGUCUUUGUGUUUCUUUGUGUUUGAGUUCUUGUUUGACCUUCCUGGUUCCCAUCUGCCCUGAUCGUUUGCACCUGUGUAUCUUUAUCCUUUGUGUAUAUCUGGUCUUGUCUUUCCCCUGCUCCCUGCUGGUCUGUCCUUUUUCAUCCCUCCAUCUGUUCCCCGUCAAGUUUUGCCAUAGUUUUCAGAUUCUUGUUUUAAGUUCUGGUUUUUUGAAUCC
Molecule: messenger RNA, 1369 nt
Organism: Cololabis saira (Pacific saury)
Lineage: Eukaryota; Metazoa; Chordata; Actinopteri; Beloniformes; Belonidae
Product: zinc finger protein 883-like
Exons: 3
Coding region: 301-1086 (261 amino acids)
Biological process (GO): negative regulation of transcription by RNA polymerase II
Cellular component (GO): nucleus
Molecular function (GO): RNA polymerase II cis-regulatory region sequence-specific DNA binding; DNA-binding transcription repressor activity, RNA polymerase II-specific
Source: RefSeq, a predicted model, not a curated record